Messenger RNA from Aspergillus calidoustus, 774 nucleotides. NCBI's taxonomy places the organism in Eukaryota, Fungi, Ascomycota, Eurotiomycetes, Eurotiales, Aspergillaceae. The record is from the annotation of a GenBank genome assembly.
AUGCCUUUCUACACAUACGCUUUGUGGCACAACGAUGAUGAGGGUAAACAGAAGUACUGCCUCAUCAUCUCCGAUAACAGAGCAUCAGCGGAUGAGCUCUACCGUGGCAUCCAGGAACAGAUGGUAUUCAAUAAAGGUUCUGUCGAAUUCAAACGCUUGCGUCGCCUUUCCCCUCAGAUGUGGACCUGGGGCGCGACGGGUACCGACGACCUCAGAGAACUCCUUGACUAUAUAAAUAAAGGCGAAAACCAAUACCUUCAGGAGCGCCUAAAGCGUCUUCGCGGAAGGGUGUUCAUUCGAGAGUUGGGAGACUAUGACGACGGCAGCGGGGCGUGGCCCAUCAUUCCGCCUUAUGAACGAGCAGACCAUGUCAACAAGCAGACUUUCUUCAUCCGCAACAAGCUAAACCCCAGUCAAUUCUGGACAGAAGAUUCGAGUGGGUAUAUAGGACUAUCAGCAGACAGACGGUCGAGGUUUCGAAUUGAACUCCCUGACGGUGAUAAAAUGUUCAACGGUGAACAACCUCUGCUUGUCGCUAAAGAUCGAGUCCGCCUGACCCUUAUACGAAAUGAAACAUCGAGCGAGGCGGAUGAAGUACGCCUUUACUUCGAAGACAACACCGGAUUCAUCACAACUCAACGUAAAGCAAAUGCUGAGUUUGAGUUUGGAAACCUAAAUGGCGGUUUCGCUAUCUACAAUUCAACAAAGGGAUCUAUCUCCGGCUGGCCUGCGCUCCAAUCUAACGGCCAGGGGGAGGUGUGGGAACUCGUCUAA